Molecule: messenger RNA, 2678 nt
Organism: Coregonus clupeaformis (lake whitefish)
Lineage: Eukaryota; Metazoa; Chordata; Actinopteri; Salmoniformes; Salmonidae
Product: guanine nucleotide-binding protein-like 3-like protein
Exons: 16
Coding region: 64-1770 (568 amino acids)
Cellular component (GO): nucleolus
Molecular function (GO): GTP binding
Source: RefSeq, a predicted model, not a curated record
GUGAUUAACAUUUGACGUCAGAUCUGCGCAACCCAUCGCCAACUUCUCUCCACAUGUGAGAUCAUGUCGAAGUCCAAACAAAAGCGAGUGAAAAUACUUUCCCAAGGAAAACAAAAGGGCAAAGAUGGACAACUGACUGACGCUCGAGAAGGGAAUAUAAAUUCAGAGCUGUCCAUUGCAAGACAUCCUAAAGAGUAUGGAAAACCAGAAGAAGUCCGGAAGAAAAGGCUUCAAGAGCUCCAAGAAAAGCAGAGGUUGUCAAGAGAACAGGAGCUGAUGAAGAGGAGGAGUCUGGACAGUUUUCAGAGAGAUAUUCUUCAGCGACAAAGAGAGUUUGAGCAGAGGGAAACUGAAAUGCAGUGUUUAGAGAAGCAUGUCAAUUUUGAAAAUGAGAAUUCAAGAAAGGCGUACUACAGGGAAUUCAAAAAGGUGGUUGAGGCCUCUGAUGUGGUUCUGGAGGUUCUGGAUGCCCGUGACCCUCUUGGCUGCCGUUGUCCUCAGGUGGAGCAGGCUGUCAUUCAGAGUGGCGCUGACAAGAAAAUUGUUCUAGUGCUUAACAAGAUUGACCUGGUGUCCAAGGAGAUUGUUGAGAAAUGGAUCAAGUAUCUUCGCAAUGAAUUUCCCACUGUGGCUUUCAAAGCCUCAACCCAGCAACAGAACAAGAAUUUGAAGCGAAGCAAUGUACCAGUGAACCAGGCCACCGCUGAGCUCCUGGGUAGCAGUGCCUGUGUGGGCGCGGAAUGCCUGAUGAAACUUUUGGGGAACUACUGCCGCAACCUAGACAUUAAGACGGCCAUCACUGUUGGUGUGGUGGGCUUUCCCAAUGUUGGAAAGAGCAGUCUGAUAAACAGUUUGAAGCGGGCACGUGCAUGCAAUGUUGGAGCCACACCUGGCGUAACCAAGUGCCUUCAGGAAAUACACUUGGACAAGCACAUCAAACUUUUAGAUUGUCCUGGCAUUGUCAUGGCAACCUCGACGACUGACGCAGCCAUGAUCCUUCGGAAUUGUGUAAAGAUUGAGCAGCUUGUAGACCCUCUACCUCCAGUCGAAGCCAUCUUAAGACGCUGCAAUAAGACACAGAUCAUGGAACACUAUGGUGUUACUGACUUCCACACAGCUCUAGAGUUCCUGGCUUUGUUGGCACGGCGACAGGGCAAGUUGAGGAAGGGAGGUGUGCCUGAUAAUGACAAGGCGGCAAAGAGUGUCCUAAUGGACUGGACAGGGGGUAGGAUCAGCUACUUUACACACCCCCCGGAGACGCACACUCUUCCCACUCAUGUCUGUGCUGAGAUUGUGGCAGAGAUGGGCAAAGCUUUUGACUGGGAGGAACUGGAGAGGGGAAACCAGGAAGUGCUAGCUGUGUCUUCUUGCCCUGAUGUCCAAAUGGGUUUCUGCAUGGCAACCUCUGGGAUGACUCAGGGUGAUCAAGAAGACCCACCUUGUGACCUGGAAAUGGAAGGUGGAGCUUUGUAUGAGGUUGAGUCCAAGGAUGAAACAGAAUCCAUGGAUGAUUAUCAGGACCCUGAGUUUGGAUCUAUGACUGUGGAGAUAAAAGCGCAAAGGGCAAAGACUGGUGGUUCAGCUGAUGCUGCUGCCCCCAAGGCUGUGGAUUUAAAGGAUAUCUUGAAUGUAGACCCUCUUCAGCAGGGCCAAGCACUCAUGGCUGCUGGGAAGAAAAGGAAGAAACAACAGAAAAGAGCUGACAGAAUUGCUACCAAACUCUCAGACAGCCUGACUACAGCAAUGAACUUCGCAUUUUCAGAUGGAUGAAAAAUAAAAGGUGGAACUUGGAUAAAUUACAGGCUAAGACUGGACAGAGAGAGAGGCCUAUGCAUUAAUCUUAUAUUUCUCCAAUGCCAAAUCAGGAAGAGCGGCCACAUUUUUUCUUGUCACCGUGGUCCCGGUUCCAUUGAUUUCAUUACAAAUAUUGAUGUGAUUAAUUUGCGCAUCCUAUUGAUUGCAGUAGAACAAGCUAAUCAAUUCCAGUCUUGAGUGAGCACCUGUUAAAUAUUGGUCCGUGAGCAGUUUACGUCUACAUAAGAAGACCCCCCUAAGGCACGACCACGCCUUCGAGGAGUCGCUACACAACACAGGAUGCAGUUAGCAAACCUUAGAGCUGGGAAGGACCUGAGCUUUCCCUAUUGUUGUCAGUCUUUGUGACCCACAGGUAGUACUGAACCUACAGAGUACUCAAAUGUUGAAACAAAAGGGCCUACAACCAACUGUAAAUAAGGGAAGUUUGUUUGGAAAACAAACUUGUGAGAAACCAUAUUAGAGUGUUUAUUGUACUUUUGGAAUGGUUUUAGAUAUAUUCACUCCAAAUUUGCAUACCUACAUGAGGGUAGAUAUCCAGGAAGACGUAUGGACUACCCUGGUGUAAAGUUUAUCAAGUCAUUCCGAUUACACAGAUCAGGUAACUUUAAAGGUUUAUUUUGAGAAACAAGAAUACAAGGUAAUCUCUGUAACCUUCUCAAACAAAAGCACAGUGUAAGGAAAACAUUCUAGUAUGGUACUGAACUGAUAUCACCCAGACAAUGGAAAAAAUAACCAACUAGUUAUCACCAAAUUGAAUAUUUGUCCUAAUUGGGAACCAAAUUAAGAAUUAAAGUGAAGUCAUGGAAUGUGUUCAACUGUUAUAUAAACAUACUUGGUAAUGAAUAAAUAGAAGUGAAAUGGUA